Aedes albopictus (Asian tiger mosquito) is the source of this 2535-nucleotide messenger RNA. RefSeq lists its product as uncharacterized. NCBI's taxonomy places the organism in Eukaryota, Metazoa, Arthropoda, Insecta, Diptera, Culicidae. Gene Ontology annotation, molecular function: GTPase activator activity. The record is from RefSeq and is a predicted model, not a curated record. Gene Ontology annotation, biological process: signal transduction.
GGUUACUAGAUGGUAGGCGCGCGCGGGUGCAACCAUAGAACGACAACAACAAAAACAUUGCGGUUCUUCUUACGUUCUGUGGUGCGUGCGAGUGACGGACAACGGGACAAUUUCGUAACUGGAUACGAUUCCGGUAUUGUACAUUCAACUCGUUGGAGAAGCCAUCGCAUCGGUUGUGUAGCUAUGUGAUUGCAACAAGGCAGGAUUCAGUUAGGUCAUGCAGGGACAGAGCCAGACUGUAUAAUAGAUGGACUAAUGGACAUUAUUUUCAAUUGAAAAAAAAAAAAAAUCGUGUUUUGUUGUGAACCGGAAGUGGUGUUGCUCUUUGCUGUAUAUCCGUGAUACAUAUUGGUUUAAUUAUAUAGAAUAUACCAUGUGAAUUUUCCAUUGCACCUUUGAAAUCAGGUAUUCCGAAGGAUUAAGAAACCGAGCAGAGUUAAGGAGCUGAAUCGAAACGAAUAGUUAAUAGUGCCUCUCUGGAAAAAGUGAAGAAUGGAACCGCGAAGUUUCCAAACGAAUCGGCAUACGGGUGGAUUUUUCGCAGUUGGUGGAAAAUCGAAAAGAUUGUAGCAGUUUUCCUUGUCGCAGCUGACCCCACCACCUCUCUCCUAGUUUCAGUAUUUUUUCCUUUCCUAUCGUCGCGUGGAUACUCGGAGCACAUUGGGAGCUAUAUAGUGACAAGUGAGUGCGGAGCAGCCGGAGAGUUUUCCUCGUCGUCACGAUUCACGAGAUGUGUUGAUGCUCUGAAUUGGUGGCUGGCUGUGAGUCAAACAAGUGUGUUUGUGUGUGCGUGAGGGAAAACAUUAUAAUCGAGAGGAAAAUAGAAGAAAAUUCAGACGGAAAAGCGGUCCUCCGAGAAAGGGGGUGUGAGUGAGUGCGCGGGACAGCCAAACCCAUGUGCUACGACGACGAUAUGAUUUAAGAAGAGAGAACCACAGUGUGUGGGACACCGACGAUCCCGAAACCCGACGAUUUCGGACGACGAAGAACCAAUAAGUGAGUUGAGUGAAGUGUGUGGAUAUUGUUGGAAAGUGGGGGUAAGUCUGGAAAACCUGGAGCUGUACUGCCUGGCGAAGAAAGAAGAUUGACGUCUGAAAGCUGGCUGCUGAAGAUUUGUUUCUUAUUUUGGAUUCGCGGCUCCGCUUGCUUUUUAAUGGAUUCGAUACUGGAUUAAUCUGCUGCUCAAUUGGAUGGAGGCCAAACAUCGCGCUCGCGCUGAUGCAGUGUUGUAAAUGUCCAGAGCAGAAGAAGAACACGAAGAAGACGAAGAAAACGAAGACGAAAUAACAAUAAUUCCAAAUGUGCACGAACGCAACCGGGCGUAGCUGGUGGAACAGCAAAUUGUAGUAGUGAAAGUUUACACCCCGUGUCUCGCGUUCCCGCCCUCCCUCAGAUUUAUAGCGCCUGUCUCCUCCAUCGCCGUUUCGGUUCUUCCAACCAACAACGUGAUCGCCGCCGUCGUGCAGUUAUCGCGCGCCCUCCGUACACCACGCGUUUUUCUUUGUUAUUUUUUUCCCCAACUCUAGUUUGUAGUUUGUGGCUAUUUUUUCGCGCUACGUUCCAUACGGCCGUUCGGGUGUAACUUGAGAAACCUGUCGUAACCGUAGAAGAAGAAGAAGAAGCACAAACAGCCAAGCAUGUCCAGCUGGGCGCAACGAAUGCACCGGCGGGCAGCGACCCUGGGCAGUGUGGUCACUUCGUGUGGUCACCCGGGAUCGCCCUACCCGCACCGGUUGGAGAAGGUCAAAUUUGGCGUUCCGCUGGACGAGGUGUGCAAGAACGACAUUCCCGGCCCGCUGCUGGUGCUGAUCCUGAAGCUGAACAAGGAAGCGCCGGUGCUGAAGGACGUGUUCCGAGCGCCGGGCCAUCAGGGUGCGAUGAAGAAGCUGAUCCACUUUCUGCAGCAGGGCCGGCUGGUCAACGUGGACAACUAUUCGGUGUACACGAUCGCGUCGGUGCUGAAAAAGUUCCUGCGCAAGAUUCCCGGCGGUGUGUUCGGCCGGGAAGGCGAAGCGGAACUGUUCCAGAUCGUGGACAUCGAAGACGAGCUGGUGCAGCAGGAGCGAAUUCACAAACUACUUAUGUCACUGCCAGGCCACACGCAGCGGCUGCUGGUGUUACUGUUCGGCACCUUUCGGGUGAUAGCCAGCAAUUCGGAACGGGCCGGUACCGGAAUGACCAGCGAGGCGCUCGGGGUGUCGGUGGCGCCAAGCUUUUUCCAGUCGUGCGUCAGCGAUGGCAAAACGGCCCGGAUGGAGGAUGUGCUGCGGUUUAAGGCGGAAGUGAAUGUGGCGACCCGGAUCAUGAAGCAGAUGAUCGAACAGUUUGCGGCGUGCGAUCUGUUCGGACGCGACAACUACGAGUACUACGCCCGAGUGACGGGGCGGGUCCUGCGGGUUCAGGACGAGUGGAUCUUCUCAUUCCGGUAUCCACCGCCGCCGCGGGGGAAGACCGCCCAACAAAACUAUGCAUUAAAACUAGCUUUAGAAACCGAGAAAACGUGGCUGCAGUGUGAAUGCGAGCGAUGGGGACUAA